Molecule: messenger RNA, 426 nt
Organism: Cryptomeria japonica (Japanese cedar)
Lineage: Eukaryota; Viridiplantae; Streptophyta; Pinopsida; Cupressales; Cupressaceae
Exons: 1
Coding region: 1-426 (141 amino acids)
Molecular function (GO): RNA-DNA hybrid ribonuclease activity; nucleic acid binding
Source: RefSeq, a predicted model, not a curated record
AUGGGGCAUCUAGAGGAAACCCGGGAACAUCAGGAUUUGGGAGUAGUCGCGAGAAAUGAUAAAGGUGACAUCCUCUUCAAGGGUGCACGACAGUUGCAGGAUGGAACAAAUAACGAAGUAGAGAUACAGACAGCACUAAUGGCAACUGAAUUGGCUAUAAACAUGAAAAUUCCAAAGUUACACCUGGAAGGAGACUCACAAGUGAUCAUCAAUGCAAUUGCUAAGGGCAACACCCCAUCAUGGAAAUUAUCCCAUUGGGUGGAGAUCAUUCGAGAAAAACUGAACCUCUUUGAGGAGUUUCAGGUCUCCCAUGUCAGGCGAGGUGCCAAUGUAGUGGCGGACCUCCUCUCCAACAUCGGAUGUAACAUGACAAGCCAAUUGGCCAAGUGGUGGAAGGGAGAUGGCAGAGUGUGGAAGUGGAGUUAA